Messenger RNA from Letharia columbiana, 507 nucleotides. RefSeq lists its product as uncharacterized. Bases 1 to 507 code for a protein of 168 amino acids. The transcript has 2 exons. The record is from RefSeq and is a predicted model, not a curated record. Lineage: Eukaryota; Fungi; Ascomycota; Lecanoromycetes; Lecanorales; Parmeliaceae.
AUGUUUCUUGGGCAGAUCCGAACCUUGGCAAAGCUAGGGCAUCUAGGACAUUUCCCCAUCUCAUUGAACGUCAUCAUUGUCGUUUCAACGAUGGCUGUCACUGCACACAUGCUCCCUAAUUACACGGCUGCCAACCCCGCCUACAUGAUAAACCCAGGUCUCAUACUAACGACUGCAAGUCCACCAGAGGGAGUGGCUUUUCAGGAUCAGGUCGUUGGACUUAUGCAAGCAGUCUACUCGUACGGCGGUGCCAUGUUGUUCGUCGAGUCUAUGUCCGAGAUGAGGCGACCCUUUGACUUCUGUAAGGCAAACGCGUUUGGUUCCACCUCCGGCCUUAUCGCGGCCCUGCUCCGUGGCAACAUCGGCAUUAAAGUCAUUGACACCAACGUACUCAUGGACUUCUUCAAGGUUCCCAGCCUGGGAACGAAGGCGGGCAAAGUGGCCUGGUGCGAAGUCGUGCCUGUGUAUUGGGACAUUGCAUUCGCCAUUGCCUCGGCCGUUGCUUAA